AUGCAACCAGGUCUCAAAGCAAAGAGCCGUGGGCUUCAGGCAUUUGCUCGUGGCAAGUCUGACAGCAACGCCAACUACAAUGCUGCCACCGAAAAUCCGUCUCAACCACAGCCAGAGCAACGCCCAGCCACGCCAAGUGCAAAUGAAUAUGUUCCGAGCCGACAAGAACUAGCGGAGUUUGCCCGACUUCCUCUACCUGGAGCUGUCCGCAAUCCGCUAGGUAGUCCUCGCCCCGGUGGUCAGCUCAGUAACCCGCAGAAGCCUCAGUCACCACUGAGACGAGGUCUUGCAUCACCAGUCAGACAACAAGUGAACCAGAUCCAAGCAACUCACCAACUGCAGCAUGACAUCUUCACCGGUUCGCAGCUGGGGGAAAAUUUUAUGAUGUCAGGGCUGUCAACCCCUGUUAAUGAAUCUGAGGACCUAGCCAUCAGACGAACUCCAGACAUCAAGAUAGAAGACCAACGCCAAGAUCGAAAUCUUAUUCAAAGACUACCACCUAGGCAAGUGCCGGUCACCACAAGCCAGAAGCAUGAAUUUGCGUUUGGUGCAGAUGGUCGACUCUCUGUUGUCCCAGGUCUGCACCGCUACCACCCAUCACAUAUGAAAGAUGGAUUUUACAACAACGAUGCUCAACUCGGCCCAAGGCCAUUCAAAUCACAAAAGUCGGCCUAUAGUCUCCCAAUGCAGUCAGCUCCAGCCCAUACAAAGUUGCCAAUGCGCGGAGUUCGAAUCAAUCGUGGACAGCUUCCAGGAACCAAUGCCCUGAUCAUUCAAGAAGAUAAAGUUAAAGACAAAUUCAUUGAACGGAGGGACGGACAGUGGCAAGAACAGGCUAUCGAGGAGAAAUUUAAUGAAUCCAUCCUUGUGAAUGAUUCGGAUGACGACGUUGACGCUCUUGGUGCAUUUGGCGGCAUGCAUACGGCGCUCAAGCCCAAUAUGCAAAAUGGACAUCGCACAAGGAGAGAAGAUGGCCUAUCUUCGAAAAUUUCCCGAAAUGCGCCGGCCAAGGAUAAAAAGCGUAGACUACCGAGCCUAGACUAUGACGACAAAAUCCUCAGUUCCAUGACAUAUCAAGAUCUUCAGGAAGAGCCGUUUGAUGUUGUGCCGCAAAUACCUGGGAUGAACGGCCAUGAUAUGUCUACUUCGAAAUUAACAACGAGGCUUGAACAGUUUCAGCAGCAAGGGGAGCACGAGCAGCGUCAGUUCUUUGCCAACAUGUCAAUUGAGGAUUGGGAAGACUCUGGCGAUUGGUUUGCUGAUCAGUUCUCGGACAUAAUGAAACGUCUACGAAACGCUCGACGCGAGAAGCGUGAAAUGAUUCGGUCGUUUGAGACAGAAGCUUCUCACCGAGAAGAGGCCAUACGCUUGCAGACUGAUGCUAUCGAUAGAAAAUUAACCAGGAUGAAGCAAGAUGGCCAACGAGUGGUCGGCGACAAGGAUCUGUAA
This is a messenger RNA of Metarhizium brunneum ARSEF 3297, 1449 nucleotides long. RefSeq lists its product as uncharacterized. NCBI's taxonomy places the organism in Eukaryota, Fungi, Ascomycota, Sordariomycetes, Hypocreales, Clavicipitaceae. Gene Ontology annotation, cellular component: RNA polymerase I core factor complex. Gene Ontology annotation, biological process: nucleolar large rRNA transcription by RNA polymerase I. Gene Ontology annotation, molecular function: TBP-class protein binding; RNA polymerase I core promoter sequence-specific DNA binding. The record is from RefSeq and is a predicted model, not a curated record.